UUUCCCGUUUGGCCACGUCGCUCGAUACUCGCCAUAUUCCGGUGCCCUGCAGGUCCGCCGGCGGAGACUCGCUGUUUCAGCGGCUUAGAAACGCUUUGUUACUCUAUCCGGUGGAGGAUAACUUAAUCCGGCGCAGCUAUGAACAUUUUCAGGCUUACCGGCGAUCUUUCCCAUUUGGCAGCCAUUAUUAUUUUGCUCCUUAAAAUAUGGAAAACCAGAUCAUGUGCCGGCAUUUCUGGGAAGAGUCAGAUCCUGUUCGCGUUGGUUUUCACUACACGUUACCUGGACCUCUUCACCUCCUUCAUCUCCCUCUAUAACACAGUCAUGAAGGUCAUUUACAUUAUGUGUUCGUAUGCCACUGUCUACCUCAUCUACGCCAAGUUCAAGGCCACCUAUGACGGCAACCAUGACACCUUCAGGGUGGAGUUCCUCCUCAUCCCAGUGACCUUGCUGGCCAUCUUGAUCAACCACGCCUUUGCGCCGAUGGAGAUCCUCUGGACCUUCUCCAUCUACCUGGAGUCGGUGGCCAUCUUGCCCCAGCUGUUCAUGAUCAGCAAGACGGGCGAGGCGGAGACCAUCACCACGCACUACCUGUUCUUCCUGGGCCUGUACCGCACGCUCUACCUCUUUAACUGGAUCUGGCGCUUCUACUUCGAGGGAUUCUUCGAUCUGAUCGCCGUCGUGGCCGGCCUGGUGCAGACCAUCCUCUACUGUGACUUCUUCUACCUGUAUAUCACCAAAGUGCUGAAGGGGAAGAAGCUGAGCCUUCCAGCAUAAAUGCCCCUCCCCCGGUCACGCUGCAGUGACUCUGAGCAGAGCCACGGGAUGGGGGGGGGCGCGCGUGUGGUCAAGCUACUACACUGUCGCAGGGCAGCCGAGGAGGAGGGCAGGAUGACUUGCGUCCCAUCGGCCCGCAGUACUGGAAAACCGGGGUGACCCCCCCCCGCCCCCCAGGCUUCUGUCUCGGAUGUGUUUUACAUCUUUGUCUAUAUUAUUAUUAGUAUUUUUUUUUUUAAUGAAUAGAAAAUAAUGGGGAAUGUGGUUUUCUAUGUAGGAGGUGCACUCUGGCUAAACAUGCUUUUCGAAAAUGUACAAGUGUGACAAAGCAACGUGCUUAAAUUGAGACCAUUUUAGGUUUCUUGGAGUCUUAUUUUUCCUUCAGUUGAUCGUUUGACCUGAUAUGGGGGGGGGGGGGUUUGGUAAAGAAUCUCCUGACUGGUGAAUCCUAGGGAGACUCACUCACUCGCCCACACAUGGAGGCCAGAUCUACGUUCCUCAGUACGGGAGGAAUCUGUCUGUGUGAUCAGGAUGGAGAUAGAGAAUUUAGUUUUUUUCCCAUCAAUGUGUGAGUAAAAUGUCUUUGCAUCAAAUUCUUAUUUCCAUGUGGGUUUCCUGCUGUACAAAGCCUUUUCUUUUAAUUGUGUAACUGACCCAAAACAGCCCUUGUUUCACUUAAUUUACCCAGCUGCUAUUCUGGAAUCCUUGAUUGGAGUGUGUCCGGAGGUGUCACAUUAAUUUUGCCGGUUGAAGUUGGCCGUCUCGCGUAAUGUCAGGCUCGGGUGUGCAGUGUGUGAUUUGGGUUGUCGUCAUGCAGGUGCUUGUGGCUUUUGUCUGAAGACUGCUAUGUUGUUGAUGGAUGAUUAGGUCUGUUAGAGUGUUCAUGUUGACUUGGCUGAAUCGAUGGAUUUUGGCAGGGCCAAAGUUGCUUAAAGGGAGAUUAGUGCCCCCUACUGGGAUAACUAGGAAGAACAUUGUUACUUUCCUCCGAUCAAUUUAUGAAUGCAAAGAUUAAUUAGUAAAGUGGAGACACUAAAAUGCCAAUUUGUGGACAGUUAUGCAUUUUUUUUUUUUAAAUCCUGGAAGUUUGUGAGGAAUUCAUUUUGAAUUAUUUAGAUUCCACAUUUUGACGACAGCUUUUUGUUUGUUUGUUUCUUGUACAUUGCAUGUUACGCCGUGGGAACACCUCCAAUAAAGAUUUUAUGGGAAACGUU
Messenger RNA from Brienomyrus brachyistius, 1991 nucleotides. Its product is annotated as ER lumen protein-retaining receptor 2-like. The transcript has 5 exons. The coding region runs from base 139 to 777 and encodes 212 amino acids. Gene Ontology annotation, biological process: protein retention in ER lumen; endoplasmic reticulum to Golgi vesicle-mediated transport. NCBI's taxonomy places the organism in Eukaryota, Metazoa, Chordata, Actinopteri, Osteoglossiformes, Mormyridae. Gene Ontology annotation, molecular function: ER lumen protein retrieval receptor activity. Gene Ontology annotation, cellular component: cis-Golgi network; membrane; endoplasmic reticulum. The record is from RefSeq and is a predicted model, not a curated record.